Messenger RNA from Didymodactylos carnosus, 2853 nucleotides. The record is from the annotation of a GenBank genome assembly. NCBI's taxonomy places the organism in Eukaryota, Metazoa, Rotifera, Eurotatoria, Philodinida, Philodinidae.
AUGGCCACAUUAACGGCCUCACCGUCUAAUGUGCAAAGACAUGAACCAAUACAUCGUGCACCUCAUCAACGUAGUAUUAUGCCGUUGCGACGUGAAAGAACAACAGUGGGCUAUGAAAAUCCUCAGAAUUCUUCUGGGUUGCCCACAAAAGCAUCCUUGAACUAUAUGUUUUCUGGUGAAAAACACUACGAUCGACGACAAUCACAGCCUGCUCGAUCUGCAAAAUCAAAUGAGAUUUUCAGUUUGAUCGAUCGCAAACUUCAAACUGGUUUGCGUGGUGUAAGACACAUGUUUCGCUCACAUGAUCCAUAUGGUCGUUUUGGUCAAUUAUCAAAGGAAGCGUUCCAUCGCGUUUUAGUGCAAUUGUGUGGUUACAUAAACACAGAUGAAUGGAUCAAAGUAUGUAAAAUGUUUCAUUUGGAUGAGCGUGGAGAUACAAUUACAUUCGAAGAAUUUCUAUCGUACUUUCCUGAAAACGAGAAAGUAAAACGUGAACUAGCAUUAUCACAGACAGACCGUAGUCUAGCAGAAUUAGUUAGUCUUAAUAAAAAUGUUAAUGAACAUGAACAACGACAAAAACGUUUUUUACCAAAAUUAACAGCAACUUAUUGUCUCUUUUUAAUGAAAAAUAAAUGCAAAGAUCCUUCAUUUAAUCCAAUUGAUUACAUACCAAAUGAAUGUUUGAACGGCGGUGUUAUAUUACCCGAUCAUCUAAAAUUGAUCUUAGAAAACUUUCAAUUAGAUGAUUUAUUAUUGAAUAAUGCUGAAGAAUUUCAAAAAUUAUGGUCAAAAUUUGAUUUAGAUAAUAUUGGUCAUGUUAAAACAAAUGUAUUUUUACGAAUGUUAGAUUACAAAUCAAAUUUAGCUGAUGAACUUGAUCGGGAUAUAAAACGAUUACUAAUGAGAAGUUGUGUGAUUGAUAAAACAACAAGAUUAAGUAGAAACAGAAGUACAAGGUCAUCUCAUAUUAAACCGACCAAUCUUUCUCGAGAGAACACAAUGCCACCGUCAUCUGCCAUUGAUCAUCCAUCACCUCGAAAAUAUGAUGAUCACUUUAACAAUACGACUACUACUAUCACUAACAACAAUAAUAAUAAUAAUGAUGAUGAUGAAUCGACAGAAAUAAAACAGAUUGUUCAAGAACCGAAUAUUAACAAGGAAAAUACGAGUGAAUCAGCUCCAAGAAUAUUGAGUACGCAAUUUCGUACAAUCGUUCAAAGACAUCGAAAUAUGAUCAAACAAUUGAAUGACAAUGAUGAAUUCUUACCGUAUCUUGAUCGAAAAGUAAAUGAAGGAUAUUUUUGCUUAAAAACAGUAUUUGAUUAUUUGGAUACAGACAAAACUGGUUUUAUCACGAAUGAACUAUUUGUUGCUGCAUUAAAUGAAUUUGACAUACCAAUAUCACACAAUAAUUUGGAUCGUUUUCUACGGAAACAUCACUGUUUACCAAAUAGUUGUACAGACAACAAGAUCGAUUAUAAUGUAUUUUUAAAACAUUUUCAAGAUCGUUCUGAUUCAAGUUUUCUUGCUCAAACAAUAAAGUCAUUUAGUAAACAUCGAUCAAUAAUGAAUUCUGAAUAUAGUUCUAUAGAACAUGCUUUAAUCGAUUUAAUGCAUAGAUUAUUUUUAUCAUUGACAGCUGCAUUUAAAUGUUUAUCAAAUAAUAUCGAUGAUUUGUGUUCAGAAAAAGACUUUUAUACAAUAAUUAAACAAGAAUUAAACAUUAAUGAGAAAUAUGUUUUUAAUAUUAAACAAAAAGGUGAAAUAUGUAGUGUACUCGACUGGAGUACUGAUAUGAAAGAAAUGCCAUAUAAACGACUUUUACAUUAUCUUAGUAAACCAAUGACGUCAAAAGAUCGAUUAUCAAAUAAACGUUUUAUUCCUAUUGAAAAACAUCGAUCUCAACCUGUUGGAGAUUUAGAUGACAUGAACAAUACUAAAUCGCCAAGAAAAUUAGUUGAUGUUGAAAAAAUUCUCAAUGAUUUAGUUCGUUUACGAAUGCAUACAUUCACAAAAGCUUUCUCUCAAAUCGAUAAACCAAGAACCGAAAUGAUAAAUAAAGAACAAUUUUUUGUUGUAUUAAAAAAAAUGUCUACUGAUUUGACUAAAGCCGAAGUCGAUAUGAUUUGGUUAUCCAGUGGUUUUGAUCCAAAUAAAUCAGUAUUAUUUCCAAAUUUAAUCCGACAAUUGAUUAUGUUCAAUGGUAUUGAUCGACAAAAAAUGUUUGAUAAAAUGAAACAUCAAAAUUCAUCACAAAAUCGAUUAUCGACAGCUACUACACAGUCAACACCAUCAUCAUCGUCUGCAACAAGUGAUUCAACAAUAAAAUAUACUGAUAUUGAUUACUAUGAUGUAUACAAUCGUAUACUUCCACACAGUAUUUUUCAACGUUAUGUUAUACCCGUAACUGAAGAAGAAUUGGGAGUUUUAGCUCGAAAAGAUAAUCCAAAUAAUUCAUCCAAAAUCCAUUAUCCAUUUUUUAUCAGAAAAUAUCGUCCAAAUGCUAACACAUUUAAAAAUAAAAGUCCAUGGGCAGUUGUACAUCCUGUUUAUGAACAGUUAAUUAACAAAUAUCAUAUGAAGAGUCCAUCAAAGGAAAUCUAUGAUCAACGCAUACAGAGUCCAAAAGAUUUAAAGUAUAUAAUACGAUUAUUUUUAUCGUAUGACAAAAAUAGAAAAGGCUAUUUGACUAAUGAAGAAUUUCAUCAACUAUUAACUGAUAAUGAUAUUCAUUUGUCCUCAACAGAUGAGGCCUAUUAUCAAUUAUUUAGUGUAUAUGAUAAAAAGUUGAAAGAUCAAUUUAAUUACAAAGAUUUAUUUCACACAUUCAUUGACACAAUUAUCUCCUAUUAG